AUGCUGGUCACGCUUCGGGCCCGCGAGCAUUUCUUGCUUGGCUGCACGGAGUAUCAGCAUGAGCUGGUGAACCUGAUUUGCGUCGUGUUGCAGGUUCUUGGCGCCGUUUUUUUUCUAAAGAACCAACAUGAGCAGGAGGAUCAGUACACGGCUUCUUUGCCCUCCGAAACUACGACGAGGAACGAAAUGAAACAACAAGAGCCAACGCACUUCAUUUUCCACUCGGGGUCUGUUUUACCCUUUGCCGCCGGAGGCUCUUCAGAACAGCACGAUGCUGCCUUCGCUCGCCGCCUUGAAAGCGCCACUACGAGGACAUCAGUAAACUCGGGGUUACAACAACAUCACGAAGUCAUCGCGAAGAUUACGACCGCUCCGUCACUGUCGCACCAGUUUGAUCUGCUGCAAUUAGACUUCACGAACUUUGGAGAGGUUCUCCUUGCGUUCGGAAUCUUCGUGCUGGGCUGCAAUGUGCUGAUUUUCGGGUUUUCCGAAGCCCUUCGCGCGCACUUGGCGCUUCGCGGCAACCCCACCCUGAUUCAGGAGUCCGGGGGCCGGGGGCAGCGGGAGUUGCCGGAGUCUGCCCUGCACGUCGUGGGGGUGCUCCUCUUCCUAUGCGGGGUGACCGCGCACUUCUGGGUGAAUAAAACAGAGCCGUCAGCAGGAGUAGAACUGGCGCUUCUCUCGCCUACGACGUGCUCUCUGCUGCUCGCCGGAUGCUCGGCCCUGCUUGCCAGCGCAUUCAUGAACGCGUUGUCCGUUGCCUGGGUGGGUGCGGCCGGCCGACUCGGCCUGGACGACCAGCUUGCCGUGCUGAUUCUGGCGCUGAAGGCCCUCAGCUUCCACUGCUUCGCCGUGUAUCUAGCUGCCUUGUCCUCGACGCCGACAUCGACAUCAACUACUACGCCUGCCACGUACCCGAUCGUGCUGUUUACCGGCAUGCUGUGCCUGGCAGCGGCAAAGGGGUUCCUGCUGUUUUUGACCACUCUGAAGCACCGAGAGCUGAGGAUUCGCCGCACCGUGCGGGACUCGCUUCUAGCAGCCGGUACUCCGGUCACGCCGGCGAUGACCCCGACCGACCUUACGCCCGGAAACACGCCGUUGCCGCAAAGGGCUUAAUCAGGGGCUUGUGCGGAUGAAACGACGCCGAUAAGCUGGUUCAUAAUAACUAGCCAAGUAGCUGCUGUUCGUGGAAGAUGAAAAUGCUACAAAUGAAUGUGCGGCACGUAGUCUGGUGUUUUCACAACACGGACUCGGACGUUGCUUUACAUCGGCGGAAAAUAAAUGCACAUGAUAAAUCAUAAUCAAGUUUGUUACAGGCGGCAGUGAAUUGAGGCGUUUCAUCGACCUGUGCUGAUGUGACUUUUAUCUUCCGGCUUGUCAGCGGCGUCGUCUGCAAAUAUGCCACGAAAGUUCAAAGUGAUACGGAUGGAUAAGAACGUAGUAUGUUCUCAACCUCCACUGGAAAAUGACUUCAUUACAGCUUCAAAAUGAUGGAUUGUCUGCCUAGUGACGCAGUUGCAGCUGCGCUUUUAUUGCGGAAAUGCAAACAAUUUCGGUUAAAGUCUAUGUCGUGC
This is a messenger RNA of Amoebophrya sp. A120, 1574 nucleotides long. The record is from the annotation of a GenBank genome assembly. Lineage: Eukaryota; Dinophyceae; Syndiniales; Amoebophryaceae.